Molecule: messenger RNA, 1820 nt
Organism: Spinacia oleracea (spinach)
Lineage: Eukaryota; Viridiplantae; Streptophyta; Magnoliopsida; Caryophyllales; Amaranthaceae
Product: probable sodium/metabolite cotransporter BASS6, chloroplastic
Exons: 9
Coding region: 189-1427 (412 amino acids)
Cellular component (GO): membrane
Source: RefSeq, a predicted model, not a curated record
UGGUAUGAGAUUCCAUACCAUUCCAUUCCAUUACAAUUUAGUGAACCAAACGACCCAAAAACAAUAAUUUCGAAUCAAAGAACAUAAGAGCAUGAUCUGAGCUCGUAAAGGUUCCCUACCUUAUUUUUUACGGAGAAAAAAAAAAGCCAAAACAGAAUCAAAUCGAAUCAAAUCGAAAACAAAACCAAAUGGGUUUAGCGACGAAUCUGCAGCUCGACCAUCUCCAUCCUCGCCAAAUUCAAGUUCAACAACGUCGUCGCUCAAUCUUCUCUCACUCUCUUCCUCGCACAUCAAAUUCUCUUUCUCUCCUCCCCUCAAAAUGCACUCCCUCUUUCUCAGGUCCGAAUUCUCGUGUCCUAGAUUUCAAGAUUACAAAAUGUGGGAGCUUUCGCAACGUGAUGGUCAAAUGUGUACCAAAAGAUAAUGAAUCAGAAUCAAUUGCUGUUCCCGAGGAAGUUGAGAAGAAAGAGGGGAUUUCAGAUAUCUUGAGCAAAGCAAGUUCUUUUUUGCCGCAUGUUGUGCUUGCAAGUACGCUGUUGGCUCUUGUUUAUCCUCCUUCUUUCACAUGGUUUACCAACAGGUACUAUGCACCAGCACUGGGAUUUUUGAUGUUCGCAGUUGGACUGAAUUCAAGUGAAAAAGAUUUCCUUGAAGCGUUCAAACAGCCAGCUGCCAUUUUUGCUGGCUAUAUUGGCCAAUUUGUAGUUAAACCUAUGCUUGGAUUUAUAUUUGGCACUAUUGCGGUAACAGUUUUUGGUCUCCCCACUCCAGUUGGAGCUGGGAUCAUGUUGACAUCUUGUGUCAGUGGGGCACAACUCUCGAAUUAUGCAACUUUCUUAACAGACCCUCAAAUGGCCCCGUUAAGCAUCGUUAUGACUUCAUUGUCUACAGCCUCUGCAACAUUUUUGACGCCUCUUCUAUCACUGCUUCUCAUUGGAAAGAGAUUACCCGUUGACGUAAAAGGAAUGAUGACUAGUAUUAUGCAGAUUGUAGUGGCGCCUAUUGCCACUGGCUUGCUUCUUAAGAGGUUAUUUCCAGAGGUCUGCAAAGCAAUACGGCCUUUUCUGCCUCCGCUAUCAGUUUUUGUAACAUCACUUUGUGUUGGUGCACCCCUUGCCAUCAAUAUAAAUGCUGUUAUGUCCCCUUUUGGGUUGACCAUCCUUUUACUUGUAAUUAUGUUUCACCUGUCUGCGUUUAUUGCUGGUUAUAUGAUGUCUGGCUUGGUAUUUCAUGAUUCACCUGAUGCAAAAGCUCUACAAAGAACACUUUCCUAUGAGACAGGCAUGCAAAGUAGUCUACUUGGUCUGGCACUUGCUAACAGGUUUUUUGAGGACCCAGUUGUUGGAGUUCCUCCUGCUAUUUCUACAGUUAUAAUGUCUUUGAUGGGGUUCUCUCUCGUUAUGUUAUGGGCUAAGAAGAAGGAAUAACGCUUUCAUGUACAACAACAAGUGCCAUCAUAAGUUAUGGAGGAAUUGGCAUAUUUGUAUCAACAUUAGGAAUAUCAAGAAUACAAGUUUAUAAUCAAGACGAGGACCCUGCUCGAUUGCCACUGAUAGUUUUUGGAGAACAAGCACAGUGGCACGUUUGAAAUUUUGUAUCAAACAUUAGGAAUAGUAAACCUUAAUUACACUCAUGUAAUUGUUGUCUCUAAAGCAGGUUUAAUUUGCUAGAUGUCUGAAAUAUUGUGUUAUGCACCUAAUAGUGUGUAGGUUCAGGCAGUGGCAUAUUUUUCCUGUACUGGGAGGCUUGCAGCUAGCCUCUUUUGUGUGUCAACAAUUUAUUUAAUACGAAGUAUAUAUAUACAACCAUAUCUCCUACCA